Molecule: messenger RNA, 1290 nt
Organism: Scheffersomyces stipitis CBS 6054
Lineage: Eukaryota; Fungi; Ascomycota; Pichiomycetes; Serinales; Debaryomycetaceae
Exons: 1
Source: RefSeq, a predicted model, not a curated record
AUGGAUCUCAAUGGCAUUGCCUCUUCAGCGAGUACGCAACAAUCACAAUGGUUGAACUCACUUCGGACAAAACAGUUAGCUCUGACUCCAUCACUGAUGACUUCUUUGUUUUCAAAAGAUAGCCCAAGAAAUAAGAAAAAGAAAGCUAUUCAUAUUUACGGCAGCAGUACCGGAGAGCAGUCAGUUGCGGUCGUCGCAACAGUGAGAGAUGUUUCAACUCGCCCAAACAGAACAAUAUUGCAAGAAAAGAGCACGAACAUACCUGUUGAUCGUACCUCGAAAGAGACCUCUAACGAAACUCACAAUAAGAUGCUGAUAUCUUCUAUUAUACAGCCUAUCCCAGAAGCAUUACCAGCACAGCCAAUUAUACCAGUAUCGCGAGAUGAACCAGAGAAGAUAUGCAGAAGUCGAUCUCUGCCUCGAAAUAUUCCCCUUGAUGCCGAGAAUGGAAUAUUGCAAAGAAUAAAUAGGACGAUCAAGAUACCAGUAUAUGAAAUUGAUUCUGAAGAAGGAGUAGCUGACAGCGAAGAAGAGAUCGAAUGCAUAACCAGUUCACAAUUUGGGCUACAAGUAAAAGAUGUAUCAGAUUCUCAGCAAAAUAAUUAUGAGCUUACUGAACGUGUGCUAAAUUUGCAAGAGGCAGAUUUGAUCACAACAGAACUGCAAUAUGUUCCCACCGACUCUCAGUUGUCAAAUCCUAAUUUUCAGACUGAGGACUUGACAGGUAGUUAUGGAAUUGAAUGCAAUGAUGAGUACUAUGGUUCACAACCGGCUAUCUCUCAAACACAAAGUCAUAUGAUCAUAUCACAAUCAGUUGCACACGAAGAAGAGAGUCUCAAUUAUAGAGAAGAUAAUUCAGAACGAGAAAAUCUUUCGGAUUACGUGACAGAUAGAGUGGAUCUUUCAAACAGAAUCGAAAUAUCAGAAGGUGAAUACUAUAGUGACGACGAGAAGGAAAAAAUCCAAGAUCCUGAGAAUAUCUCAUUUGUUCAUGAAGCCAAGCUCAACAAUAUACCUGAAGUAUUACAUUUACCAGAAGAAAACAAAAAUGACGAGAAAAAGAUAAAUUCACCGGACCAGAUUACCCAAACUGAAGAUAUCGAAAGUAAUGAAGAUAGUGUUGAUCCAGUGACAGUUAUAGAACUUCCAGCAAAGUCUCUUUCAGUUACAUUUUCAUACAAAAAGAAUACAACCCCGCAUCAAUCAGGUGAUAGCACUAUUGUCGAGAAAAGUACCAAGGUAGAGAACUCGUCUAAAAAGCAAGGAACUAGCGAACGAAUUGAGACUACG